GACUUAGAGAUGCUCAGAGACAAGAGACGCGUGGCGGCGAUACCAAGACACUUGGAGACAGGGAGGGGCUGGCUGGGGGCUGGCUGGGGCAGGACGGGGCGCGGAGAAUAAGCCGGUCUGUCCCCGAGAUCCGGAAGCCCGACAUCCGUAAAGCCAGUGCCAAGUCUUGCUGCAGCCAUGCCUCCUGCCCUGCUGCUGUGCCCCCUCUUCCUGGCCUCUGCCCUGAGCCCAACCCUGGCCUUGGCCCAUCUGCCCAACAGCACCAGCUUGGCAGCCACGGGCCCCCUUCCAGCCCUGUUGGCCCACCUGCGAAGGUUGACAGGGGCUGUGACAGGGAGCAGUGGAGGGAAUGGUGGAGGGAGCAGUGGCAGUGGCGGGCAAACCAAUGGGACCUCAGGGGGAGGGGGGGGAGGGCAGGCAGCUCGGGCCCCCCUGCCCGCAGAGCUGUGCCACGGUUACUAUGAUGUCAUGGGCCAGUAUGACGCCACCUUCAACUGCAGCACUGGCUCCUUCCGCUUCUGCUGCGGCACAUGCUAUUACCGCUUCUGCUGUGAGCACCGCCACAUGCGCCUGGCCCAGGCCUCCUGCUCCAACUACGACACCCCAGUCUGGGCCUACACACCCCAGCCCUCUGAUGCUGGUGGGCCCGGGGCCGGAGGGAAUGGCGGGGGCCCCGGCCCAGGCCAGCCAGGCUGGCUAGAUGGGAACCGGGUAGGGGCCGGAGCCGGAGGUGCAGGGGGCAGAGGUGGCGAGGGGCCGGGCGGCAGCACCGCCUACGUGGUGUGUGGCGUCAUCAGCUUUGCCCUGGCAGUAGGGGUAGGUGCCAAGGUGGCCUUCAGCAAAGCAUCCCGGGCCCCCCGAGCUCACCGGGAGAUCAACGUGCCCAGUGCCCCCGACUCCUCUCCAUCCCCUGCCUCCAGGGCCCUGGUGGAUAUCCUGAGGCACCAGGCAGGGCCCACCACCCGUCCUGACCGGGCUCGGAGCAGUUCCUUGACCCCAGGUCUGGGGGGACCUGACAGCAUCCCCCCGCGGCCACCCAAAAACCUCUAUAAUCCCGUGAAGGCCUCCAACCACGAUACCCUGCAUCAUAAUUACAUUCAUCUCAACGUCAACAGCCCCAAACAUCACGCUGCCACCCUUGACUGGCGAGCCCCGCCUCCCCCCAGCCCAACCCUCCACUACUCUACGUUGUCCUGCUCCCGAUCGUUCCACAACCUCUCCCACCUGCCCCCGUCCUACGAGGCUGCGGUGAAAUCGGAGCUCAGCAGAUACUCUUCGCUCAAGAGACUGGCGGAGAAGGACCUGGACGAAGCUUACAUGAAGAGGAGGCACCUGCCCGAGCUGCCCCGGGGGACCCUGCCCCUCCAUGCCAUGCGCCGGCCUGGCACUGGGGGCGGCGGCUAUGGUGGAGCUGGCGAAGGCUGGGGCAGCCCCGAAGAGCAGGCCCCCAUGCCCAACCCCCGGCGGGUCAUGUCUCAGGAACACCUGCUGUCGGACAGCGGCCGGGCACACUACGAGUUCACCCUGCCCCGAGCCCGCCUGGUGUCCCAGGAGCGCCUUUUGCUCUCGUCCCCGGAGGCCCUACAGAGCCAGGAACGGCUCCUGUCCCCUCCCCGGAGCCCCGCCCCACCCCCAGACCCACCCCGGGGGGGUCUGGCUGCCUCCCACACCAACCUGCUCCUGGGGCCGGGCCCCCCAACUCCCCUGCACGGCCUGCCCCCUCCCCUCCACACCCACCAUGGCCACCACACCCACCACCUGCGCCACGGCCUGCCCCCUUCGGCCUGGGGGGGGAUGGGGCCUGAGGCAGGGGGUGGAGGGGGCACGCUGGCCCGACGCCCGCCCUUCCAGCAUCAGGGAGGCCUGGAGACCCUCCAGUUCAUCCCUGGACACCACCACCCACAACACCUGCGCACAGCCAGUAAGAACGAGGUGACGGUCUGAGGCCUCAGAGCCUUCCCUCCCAGAGGCACCCGGCCUCGCAGGGCUCUGGCCAGGCCAUCUGGCCGUGUGGGGGGCCUCAGGGACAUCAUUUCUGAGGCUCUGCCCCUGGCUAAAGCAUCAUCUCCAGAGACCUCCCCCCCACCCCGGGAUAUGACCUCCAGAGGCUCCAUCCCUCCUGUGGCAUCACCUCCAGAUGAUGCCCCUUCCUGUGCCAUCACCCUUCCCUACCACAUUCUCUCGAGACGCUUCCUUCCAGUGACAUCAGCUCUGGAGACACAGGUCCUUCCCAUGCCAACAUCCCUAUAGUGGAUCUACUUAUGACAUCACUGCCAAAGUCUUCCCUCCUUCCUGUGACAUCAUCCCCAACAUCUUCACUCCUUCUGACAUCUCCAGAGGCUCCGCCCCUUCCUACGAUGUCACCUCCAAAUGGUCCCUCUUCCUAUGACAUCAUCUCUAGGGGAUUUACCACUUCCUGGGCCAUCCUCUGCAAAGCCUCUGCCCCUACCUGUGACAUAGUGCCCAGAGCUUCUGUUCUCCUGAGGUGCUGGAGGCUUUCACUUGCUGCUCUGUCACCUUCUUGAUCGGCACCACCCCUUCCUUCAACAUCAUCCCUGGUGGACACACUUCUUCCUAGGAUGUCACUUCUAAAAUGUCCAGUCUUUCCUGGGUCUGACACCACCUCCAGAGGCCCGAUCCUCCCCUGUGAUGUCAUUCCCAGAGAAGUCACCCCUUCUUGUCACAUCAUCUCCAGAGACCAUGCUCAUUCACAUGAUAACAUCUGCCGCAGGGGGCUCCAUCCCUUCCUGAGACAUUCUCCCCGGUGGUUACAACCCUUUGGUGAAACGUCUAGGGAGGGCCAGGGGUCAGUGGGAGACUGUCCCAGCCCCAUGCUGGGACACCGUCCCUCAGUAAGGAUCUCUCCGUUCCUGACUCAACUCUGCUGAGGUUCAGCCCUUUCCUUUUCCUAGGGAAGCCCCACACUUCUCCUGGGAAAUGGGAUCCAAGGCUCCAACUCUUCCUGGGAGCUUGGCCCUGACGGCUCCCCCAGCCCUCUGGCCUUCCCCCGCCACUGUCAGAUGAAGUUUCCAUCCUAGCACAAGGCAAGUCCACCUCCCCCGCUGACCUUAGGGGAGCUCCACUCCCCCAGAGGAAGCAGGGAAGACUAGCAGCUGGAGGAACCCCACCCCCUGCAGCUAUCCUGUCCAGCCCUUACUUCGACCUUGUAUCCAGUGGGUGGUCUGGCAGACCUUGGGGGGGGGCCUGACCAUGACAUUUGGGGGCCGCUUUCAUUGUCAGGGAGUUCUUGCUGAUGCCAAGCUUAAGUCUGCUUCUUUUCGAGUUUCCCCAUUGCUCCAGCUCUGACUUCUGUGGGCAAGCAGAAAGAAGUCUAAUUCAUUCUCCACAUUAUGGCCCUUGAAAUACUUGAAGACAGCUCUCAUGCCCUGCCCCCCAAAUCCCUCCCCAGAUAUGCACUCCAGGCCCUUCCUUCCCCAUCCUGAGUGGCCUCCUCUGGACACUCCAGCUGAUCAAUGUUCUCCUUAAGCUGUGGUUCCCAGAACUGAGCCCAGUGUCCAGGUGCACUCUGACCAGGACAGAGUGCAGGAGAACUCUUACCUCCCCAACACCUGAUGACCCUGCCUCCCUCUGUUGUGUGAAGUGUCCUCCACUCCUGUAGCCUGAACGACUCAUCUUCCUCGAGCCCUGGAGUUUGCCUUCAGCGUUUGGGUCCCAGAGGGAUCCUGGAGGAAACGACAUCAUUUCUUUUAGCACAUCACUGCUCCUGGAGGUUCAACACACAGUGACGUCUUUCCAGUGGGUCUCCAAUGAUGAUAUCACUGCCUCCUUUGAAUGAGGCUUUCGAUGAAUGAUGUCCCAACUGCUGUUUAGACAGCUGCAUCAAUGAUGUCAUCACCUCCUUCCAGGGCAGCCCCCAAAGAUGUCACAGCUGCCACAUCCUCCAAGACCCCUCCCCCAUCAUAACAGACAUCACUGCUUCCUGGACCUCAGGCCGGUGGAGGCAGCUCAUCUCUGUCUGGGGUCGUCCCUUCCUCUUGGUGUAUUCUUCGAUGACACAAUUCUACUGCCCACUUCUGACUUUGCCAUUCCUAAUCAGGGGUUCCUGCCCACUGCCAAUGAUGUCACCGGGCUUCCCCUCAAAGACUUCAUCCCCCGGAAAGCUUUGGGAAUGGGCCCCUUCUUCAUGACAUCACUGCCGUGACCUCUGACCCCUCUGACUGCCUUGAUCUCAGACAAUCCCCUCUCAGAUUUGGGGUUGUCUUUGGGGAUGAGGGGUGGUCAGAGUGAAGCCUGGAAGAAGACAGGAAGGGAUGGGGCAAGACCACUCCUAAGGCUUCUUCCCUUUCCUCUCCCCCAGGAGCCUUUCUGGUGUUUGGGGGGAGUUCCCCCCCCAUUCCCAAUGCACAACUCAUCCUCCCCCCUUGUAUAUAGCCAUGAUUUGGGGGUGCCUAUACCCCAACACUAAAGGGCUAAAAACCCUCCCCCAGCCCCCAGGGCAAGGUGGGGGGCUCUCCUCCCCAGUCUGUCCCCAACUCCCCCCGCCCCCCGCCAAUGCCUGCACUUCUGCCCUCAGCUCCAGCUGCACCUCAAUGGUGAAACCAGGCCCUUGACAGGGUAGGGAAAGAGCUGAGUGGGACUCCCCAGAUGCCUCAAGGCAGGACUCCUUUUUCUAAGGGCCCCCUGGUCCCCAGUCUUUUGCUGAGGCCCCACUUCCUACGUACGAUAGGGCCUCCCUUGCCCUUCUCUAAUCAAGAGUUCCCCAGCCUCCAGAAAAGACCUGAGGUGUCUGCCAUGUUGUCUCCUAGCCAGAUUCUGGUCCCUCUCCCUUGUUUCCCCUUCAAGGACCCAGGUGUGGUAUUGCCCUAUCUGCCUGGGCUGCCCAUGCCCCCUAGACAAUUAUAAGCCAUAACGGGGAAAGGACCAGGGGCAGGGGAGGGGGGAUUCAGAGGGGGGUUGGUUUUGAGGAGCAGAUCAAAACCCAGGACAUCCAGCGUCUCCCACUCCCUACAAUUGCUUCUAAUCUCUUCUCUUCUGGAAUUGCCAAGGGGGUGGAGGACAAAGAAUUCUGUGGGAGAGGACCCUCCGUCCCCCACAUCUCCCUCUGCUCUCCCUCUGCCUGAGUAAAGCCAGAGGCUUUGGAUGUUUGGGAUUUUUUGAAUAAACAAGUGUUUUCCUGC
Dromiciops gliroides (monito del monte) is the source of this 5138-nucleotide messenger RNA. RefSeq names its product shisa family member 7 (gene SHISA7). Gene Ontology annotation, cellular component: postsynaptic density; dendritic spine membrane; postsynaptic membrane. Gene Ontology annotation, biological process: regulation of short-term neuronal synaptic plasticity; regulation of AMPA receptor activity. The transcript has 6 exons. NCBI's taxonomy places the organism in Eukaryota, Metazoa, Chordata, Mammalia, Microbiotheria, Microbiotheriidae. Bases 178 to 1944 code for a protein of 588 amino acids. The record is from RefSeq and is a predicted model, not a curated record.